AUGCCCUCCAGAUCAGACAUCACCUAUUUCGGUGCAGGUCCAGCUUUGCUACCUACUGCCGUCCUUGAGGAAGCUGCCGCAGCGCUCCUCAAUUACAAUGCGACUGGCCUUGGAGUUGCCGAACAUUCGCAUCGAUCGGAGAUUGCAACUACCAUCAUCAAUGAGGCCAAGGCCGAUCUGGCCUCGUACCUGGACAUUCCAGACGAUUACGAAAUCUGUUUUAUGCAAGGAGGAGGUUCCGCACAAUUUUCUGCCAUGGCAUACAACUUUGUUGGCAACUGGGUCACCCGCAAAUACAAGGAGGUGCAGGAUUCGGAAAGUGACGAGAGCACAGUCCUAAAGCUCAAGUCGGCCGUAAAGAAUCUCAAGAUCGACUAUAUCAUUACUGGUGGCUGGUCACAGAAAGCAGCGGCCGAAGCCGAGCGGCUUUUUGGCUCGGAACAUGUCAACAUCGUGGCCGAUAGCCGUAAAGCAAACAGUGGCAAGUUUGAAACGAUCCCGAACGAAGAUACCUGGAAUCUAUCCCACGAUGCUGCCAUGGUUUAUUACUGCGACAAUGAGACUGUCCAUGGCGUCGAGUUCCCUGGAUUUCCCAAGUGUCUCGAGCCGGGGCCCGACAGACCAAUUGUUGUCGCUGAUAUGAGCUCUAAUAUCCUUUCGAGGAAGAUCCCGAUAUCUCAUUUCUCAGCCAUAUUCUUCGGUGCCCAGAAGAACCUCGGAUCAGCCGGUAUUACUGUCGUUAUCAUCCAGAAACACCUCCUACCACAGCCUUCUGCAGCAUUGAUGAGACAGCUCGGAUUGCCAAUCCCGCCCCGUAUCUUCGAAUUCGAAACUAUUAUUAAAAAUAAUAGUCUUUAUAACACAUUGAGUAUUUUUGAUGUCUUUAUUGCCGGCCGGGUUUUGAAGCAGCUAUUACUACAACAUCCUGACAAAGUCCAAGGACAGCAGAUCCUAUCCCAAAGGAAAGCUCAACUCAUCUAUAGCGCCCUCGAGGCCUAUCCUACCAUUUACCAGAUCAUCCCCGACGAAGCAGUACGAUCACGCAUGAACAUCUGCUUUAGGAUCAAGGGUGGCGAUGCUGUCGAAGAAGCAUUCUUAAAGGAUGCUGCUACUGUAGGGCUGACUGGACUGAAGGGUCAUCGCGAGCUAAAAGGUAUCCGAGCAUCCAAUUACAACUCGAUUUCUCUCGAGGGUGCGGAGAAGCUUGCCAACUUCAUCGGCGCUUUUGCAUCACGGAGUUAG
This is a messenger RNA of Trichoderma aggressivum f. europaeum, 1242 nucleotides long. RefSeq lists its product as uncharacterized. Gene Ontology annotation, cellular component: cytoplasm. Gene Ontology annotation, molecular function: pyridoxal phosphate binding; O-phospho-L-serine:2-oxoglutarate transaminase activity. The record is from RefSeq and is a predicted model, not a curated record. Gene Ontology annotation, biological process: L-serine biosynthetic process. The transcript has 4 exons. The coding region runs from base 1 to 1242 and encodes 413 amino acids. NCBI's taxonomy places the organism in Eukaryota, Fungi, Ascomycota, Sordariomycetes, Hypocreales, Hypocreaceae.